UAGCCAAUAGGGUACCGCGUCCGUACCCUGCACAUUUCUCUCUCUCGAUUCUUCCCUCCCACGGUGAGAGGCAAGUGACUCUAACGUGCGCACUCGGCUAUUUUUCAUACACAAUCCGAAACUUAUCCUUUCUUCAAAUUCUAAUUCCCCUGCCAUCACUUCAUCAAUACCAUAAAUAUGAGCAAUUUUUUGGACUUUAUCCUUUCUCUAACCUACCCAACUUGAACACGUUAGCAACGGUCCCGCCUUUAUCCUUUCUCUAACCUACCCCACUUGAGCACGUUAGCAACGGUCCCUUAUGGCGCCGCCAAGGAGGUUGCUGAAGCUCUUGUUUUCCCACCGCAGCUAUAAAGCCGUUCCAGACAGAGAUUUGAUAAAUGCAUUGCAAUCCGAACUCAAAUAUCAGACUCUUGGGGUGCAUCUGACCAAUGGGGAAGAUGUCAGUCACACAUCAUGAAACAUCAAGGUGGCUCUUUGGGGGAUUCUGUGUUGGAUUCAGAUGUCCCACAGUCACAAGAUGUGGUUUUAAGGAGGAAAUAUGGCACAGGAGAAGAGAUAGUGGUUUCUGCUUUGUUGGGUCCUAAAGCUUUUGAGGAAGUGGAGGGAGUCUUACCAAGAAAGGUUUUCAUGAAAGUAUUCAUGAGGAAGCCCGGUUUAAGCUCCGUUCUGCAGUUCGAUUGUGAUCUCGUCAGUCAAGGUUCUGAUGGAUCUGAUUUCUAUAUCAAAAAUGCUUAUUAUCUCCAGCCAGUGGGUUUAGGAGCUUCGGACUAUAAAGGUCCCUUGUUCAGGUCUUUGGAUCCCAAGUUGCAGAAAGCAUUCAAAGAGUAUCUGGUAGUGAGGGGAAUUACCGAAGAACUCACGGACUUCCUCCUACUGCACUUGCAUAAGAAUCAGCAGUUGCAAUACUUAAACUGGCUGCAUAGAGUAGAGACCAUGUUUGCGAAGGAUACAUGACGUGAUCUCAGCUGAUGGCAGUUUUACUCACAGCCCAAUAUAGGAUAGCUACCAUAGAUCAAUCCCCUUUCUUGUUGGGAUAUGGGCUUACCCAUGUCAUGCCCAUCAGAUCAAUAUUCCCAAUCACAACAUGCAGCUACAUAGAACUUCUAUGGCAAGAGCUGCAUGUUAUCAUUCCUAGAUAUGCUAUAUGGUUGGGCAGGUUUGCUAGAACAUUGCACGAGCAAUCUAAACUCGGUGUGAGUCAUUUCUUCUCAAUAAGACAUCAUGUCUUUUGGGGUGAAGCUCAGUCACUCAGCCAAACCAGCUCAGUUUCACCCAAGGAUUCAAUAAUGGUAACGGCUAGUGCAAUGGCUGACUGUUCAACCGUUAUUAGUAAUGACCAUUACAGACCCAAAAUGGUCUCUCUCUUUCUUGUUUCCUUGGAGAAGAAAUAUGAAAAAACAUUGAAAUUUUUGUUUUU
This is a messenger RNA of Magnolia sinica, 1417 nucleotides long. Its product is annotated as mitochondrial acidic protein mam33-like. The record is from RefSeq and is a predicted model, not a curated record. The transcript is spliced from 5 exons. Gene Ontology annotation, cellular component: mitochondrial matrix. Bases 454 to 954 code for a protein of 166 amino acids. NCBI's taxonomy places the organism in Eukaryota, Viridiplantae, Streptophyta, Magnoliopsida, Magnoliales, Magnoliaceae.